Messenger RNA from Monomorium pharaonis (pharaoh ant), 6234 nucleotides. RefSeq names its product homeotic protein Sex combs reduced (gene Scr). Lineage: Eukaryota; Metazoa; Arthropoda; Insecta; Hymenoptera; Formicidae. The record is from RefSeq and is a predicted model, not a curated record. Gene Ontology annotation, biological process: regulation of transcription by RNA polymerase II; anterior/posterior pattern specification. Gene Ontology annotation, cellular component: nucleus. The coding region runs from base 1916 to 3037 and encodes 373 amino acids. Gene Ontology annotation, molecular function: RNA polymerase II cis-regulatory region sequence-specific DNA binding; DNA-binding transcription factor activity, RNA polymerase II-specific. The transcript is spliced from 2 exons.
CUCUCUCUCUUCCUCUCGGUUUUUUCUCUUUUCUUUCCUUUACGCAUUUCUUUCCUGCUCUAGGCCGCCCUUUCUCUCUUGUCCUUUCGUUGUGAAAAGAGGAGUGAGCAGCGAAGACUAUCAAACUCUCAUAAAACUGUCAGCCGCGGCCACCGGGCUGACUUAUGCGCGCCCCUUCCUUAACCGCGGUUGGAGAACCACACGCUUUCAGGUUAAAUCUGCACCUCUCGCGCGACAAACGCGAUCUCCCAUCGCAAACUUCUUAACGAAAGAUCAGACGGACGAUCUCCGCGGAUUAGGAAAAGAUCGGUCGGAAGCUGAAGCCCGAUCGCACCUUUGACUCACGAUUCCGCGUUAUGCAAUAUGCCAGUACAGCAAUUCGCACUUGUAAAACAUACUUUUCUUCCGCCUUCUGAUCAGGAGGAGAUGCGAUACGUAUGAUCGAGCUAAAAUGGAUUCGCGACGGAUGAAAUCAGCGAAGAUACGGUGAUAUUAAUGGGUGAAUCGUUUUCGGUCGAUCAGUAAGGAACAAUCGCGCCUUCGUGUGCCGUACAACCCCUUUUCUUUUUCAUCUGUCUUCACCGCGAGGUUAUACAGUAGGGGGCGCGUGCGCGUGUAGCCCCCCUCGCAAAGCGGACGGAAGACUGCUUCUUGGUGACGUCGCGGCUAGAAGGCUGCAGAGGAGAACGAGAGAGCGAUCGAGAUACUUCUCCCCCACCAACGGUUUCAGGGCUCCCGAAUAUCUCUCCAUUAGCCCCCCUGACGGUGCUAUCCCCUCUCCUUGACCCCUCUCUCGCCCUCUUUCUCUCUCUCUCUCUUACGCACACCCCUCUCAUCGGUUCCUGUCACGUCGGGUAGCAGCCGGGCAACACUACCACACGACGAGCGCCAGCGGCAGCGGAGACUCGACGGAGACGCAAGGAACGGGGUUGAAGAAUCGUACGCCGACGGAGAGACCAAUCAAGGUUUGACGAACGGCAGGGAUUGGUCGAAGCGCUCCUCUGACACGCAGAGAGCGCGGGCACGUGACAAGCUACCGCAUACACCGGCCUUCCGUUGGAUCGCAGCGAGGCCUUCAGUACGAUACCAACCACCCUUCGCGCACGCAACAGGAACGGCAAACUCGCGCGGGUUCACACUCUUCACCCUUUGCCGUGCUCGAGUCUCUGCCGUUGCCGCGAUAUAACACCGUCUGUUAAGUGCAACACCUGUGACAACGUUUAAGCGCAAUUAAUCACCGCGUGAAUAAUUUUUAUGCGCGCACAUAUGUGUUACCUCGCAUGUUAUUUCAUUGAGGAGAGACUUCGCAAGGUCAUCUUCAAUGGGGCACCCCGAUAAGCUGUUCGUUACGCGCUACUGCACGGUGGGCCCACGAGUUCUCUGUAGGUAAUCGCGACUCCUGAGGUCGUAAAGAAGUAGAAGACAGUUUUAUAGCCCAGGCCCACGUGGCCCUCAUAAACUUGACUCGCAGGUCGGUUCGAAUUCAGGCUCGACCUGCCGCCUGCCGCCAGACGUCUGCCUCUCUAUCUCUAUCUCUCUCUCUCUCUCUCUUUCUCUCUCUCUCUCUCUCUCUCUCUCUCUAUCUCUCUCUAUUAGUCCUGAACCCCUCGUUCAUUAUCGAAUCGCUUAGAGACGUGUUUCUCUCGCGUGUAACAGGUCGUGAUAGCUGUGAAUCGUUCGACGAACAAGGUGAAGCUUGUCGCGGAGCAGUCGGAGCACGUGUGUCGCGUGACUCUUGGCAUUGCGAUUCUCGUCAUUGCGGCACGAUGACAGGUUUCUAUACUUAAUGACGACGCUCGUUGUUCAACCGCCUCAGCUGACCGAGCACAACGUCAGUGUUUUCGUGAAUGACGGAACGUAGACGUGCAAAAUCAUUGCUAUAGUGACGUUGACGGCAGGUGAAGGUACGUGAAGAAUGAGUUCCUAUCAGUUUGUAAACUCGCUCGCAUCAUGCUACGCGGGACAACAACCACAGCAACAACCAAGACCAACCGCGAAUUCGCCUGGAGAACCGAUGCAGGCCGCAUCGCCGGCCGGUGGCGAUUAUUACAAUCCGAAUGCAGCGUCUACCAGCUACCCCGCGCCUUGUUACUCGCCUCAACAACAUUAUCCUCAGCACCCUUAUGCUACACCGGCGUCGGGUAUGCAGCAUGCAGCACCCACUGGGAUGAUAGACUAUACUCAACUGCAACCGCAGCCUCGGCUAAAUGCGACCACGACGUCGCAGCAACACGGUAUGCACGCUCAACAAUCGCAACAUCAUCAGCAACCGCAUCAUCCUCAGCAACAACUUCACGCGGAUCCGACGACGCCUCUUCUACAGGGUGCCUCAGCACCAUCAGCACCCUCAACGUCCAGCUGCAAAUAUGCUGAUUCGACGUCGUCCACCAGUGUGGCGUCCCCUCAAGAUUUAACCACAUCCACUUCGAGAAAUAGCCCAACACCCUUAGUGGCACCCGGUACUAGUAAAGCCGCAUCAGGAUUGACUUCACCGCCUGGUAGCUCGUCAAGGUCGUCUGUGGCUGCGUCCGCUGCCUCACCACCCAGCGGUAGUUCGAGGGGCGUCGGCGAGGGAAAUUCAACGCUGACAACAGCAUCUUCCGCUUCGUCGCCCGCUUCUUCCACAUCCAGCACCUCUAGCACGGGUAACAAUUCGUCCAACAAGGGGAACGCUUCUGGCUCUAAUCCGCCUCAAAUAUAUCCAUGGAUGAAAAGGGUUCACAUUGGUCAGAGCACGGUAAACGCGAAUGGCGAGACCAAACGACAAAGGACCUCGUACACCAGGUAUCAGACGUUGGAGCUGGAGAAAGAGUUUCACUUCAACCGCUAUCUGACGAGGCGGCGUCGCAUUGAGAUCGCGCAUGCUCUCUGUCUUACGGAACGUCAGAUAAAGAUCUGGUUCCAGAAUCGGCGUAUGAAGUGGAAGAAGGAGCACAAGAUGGCGAGCAUGAAUAUCGUGCCGUACCACAUGUCGCCGUACGGGCACCCUUACCAGUUCGCGCCCCACCCCGGCCAGUUCGCUCACUUGGCCACAUAGGACGAGUUCUCGCCCGCCGAGCUCGGAGCACACGCUGUCCGGUUCCCCGGGAUGUACGGCGAGCAGAACUUCUAAAAGGCUUUUUCCGCCUUAGACCCCGCGCCACGUCGUGACGCUGUCCACUUGUGGACUCGGCGGGGUCGAGGGAGACUUCACUUCCAGUAGGACACGUGGUGCGUUCCGCUGAUUCCGCAAUGUGCCGAUGGUUUGGAUUGUUCGCCGGAGGAGCGAAAGAUCGCAUCCUUCUUUCGUCUUUGUCGAUAACGUACUUAAAUUAUUUACGCGUUUGUUGCCGGUUCGUGCGUUCGUUCAGCUUAGCUAUCAGAAGGAGAAAAAUCUAUCGAGGCACACACACACACGUGAAGAAAAUGUUUCCUUCCUGAAGCUAAGCAGAAACAAUCCGUUCUCGCACGCCUUCGGCCUGCGGACACGCAAAUACUGUCACUGCGCGACUUCGAAGUUGAAGAAAAGCCAAAAUUUUCUGCAUAUAUAGCGCCGUAUGCCCAACUUAAUAGACUGGACGCGCUCCGAGGGACUCUCAUGUACGUGAUUUAUAAGAUAUUAAUGAUAAUACGGAUGAGAGGCCACCUCAGCGGGUGAGAUAAAACCGAAUCUCUAGUUUAAGGUGUAGAAAUCAACGAUCUAAGUAAUUAAUUAAUCAAAUAACGAAUUAAUUAUCUUGUCUUGGCUGCACACUGUUUCACGUGAAAUCGAUCACCGAUUGAAUAGAAACGAAAUUGGAGAAUGCGCUUGUGUAUUUAUUUAUUGUUUCCUCUUCUGUGCGUCUCAUUCUCUUACUUGGCCCUUUUUCGAACGUAUUCGAGGGAAAAGGCUUUGCGAAAGACUCGAAGUAAUUUCAAAAGAAACAUAUUUUCACGUAAAAAAUCUCUGUAUCAUAGUUCGUAAGAUGCCUAUUAAUACUCAAAUUAUUCUUCAUUGGUCUUGAAGGGAGAAGUGACCUUUAGAAAUCCGUGUUGAUUGCGUAUAAAUUAUGCUGGCUUUAUGAAGUAUUCUUAGAAAAUAAGAAAUGGUUGAGACGCGGCAACUACAUUAAUAGAUUAACAACGAGAUAUUCAUACAGCAUAAUUUGCAUGUGAUGAAAAUAGUACGAUUAUUGUAGUUGAUACCUACAGAAUUAAUCGUAGCGAAAAAUUUUUACAUCUGUGUAUUUAUAAAAUAUUCAUAAAAUUAAAAAAAUAUUAUAAUAUUAUAAUAUAAUAUGAUUGACAUUUUGUAAUAUUGUAAUAUUUUUUUUGUCAAAUGCCUGAAUAUCGUAUUAUUUCAUCUUCAUUCUUGUUCCUGUUAUAUUCCAUGUCGUUACACAAUGCUAAAAAUUAAUGAAAAGGAUGAUAUUCUGUGAAGUAAAUCAUUUCUGAAAAUUAAUUUUCCGUGUCACGCGAGUUGCAUCCAUUUUGUUUUAGAAUAUUAUUUUAUUAAUGAAACGGUGGACAGCUACGACCCUGCAUCUUUUUGUACAUAAUUUGCAGCAUAAUGUAACCAAUGUCUCUCUGGAGCAGCCACGUUGUUCCUAUAUUGUCGAUACGUAGAAAAAUCUCGCGCGAAAACUUAUUAUAUUCAUUUUAUUCUACCGCAUCAAGCAUUUUAUCGCGAAGAUUGAUACAACAAAUGGACUACUAUUGUUUCUCGCGCAUCGACUAUAAUAACUUUAAUCCACAUAAGAACUUAUUAGUUUCCAUAACCAUAGUUUUAAAAAGUCCGAGCUAUUAAAUAAAAAGAAAAAAAGAAAAGGAAAUGUUUUGUGCGGUCGAACGGGAUAAGUGACCCCGGAUGCAUUAUGAGUAUGUCUGACUUUGAUGGUGCAAUGUAUGUGCAUGUAGCGCUGAAUAUCUAACGCAAAAUUACAUGCACGUGCUGCCUGAUUACGCGUAUUUAUCGGCGCAGGAUAUACAUAAAUGUGUGGUUGAAUGUUACAAGAGAAACCGUAUUACCCCGCAUGACUCAAUAAAAAGGAUCCAAGAAAAACGAUUUGAUAUCGAUUAGUUAACCGGGAAACGAGCGCAAAUGUGUAAACUAAUUAGCUAGUAUUCGAGUAAUUAUCUUGUGAUACGACAAAGAAGAAAAGCAGUCGCUCUAAUGCUUAAUUGAAUUGUCAUAACCGCGCGUUACGCGAUGCAAAUUCGGAAGAAUACAGGGAAUUUAGUAUGUGUGUAUGUUGUUCGAGAUUCUAAGCGGUACAAGCGAGAGAAGAAACAAAUAAAGAAGAGACCUUCUAGCUAGGCUAGCAUUGAAUUGUACAUAAUUAUUAAAUAUAUAACGCGAUAUCGAACGAGACGUUAUCAUUGUGCGAGGCGUUAACGAAAGAACUUUUCUUUUGUCGCAUUGAUUCAUAAAUUGAUAAAUUACAUUAUCUAAUGUUACACAUUUAUAUUUAAACAAAACCACUCACGGACUGGUAAUAUACAUUUUGCAUUUAAUUAAUUUGAAAUAAAUAAAAUAACUUUGGAACUAUAUUUGAAUUUGUCAUAUAGAACAUAUAAAAAAUUAUUUGUGUCUUACAAGAAUGCUGUGUCAGGAGUAAUUCUUUUUCGUUAUCGCCUGGUACGUUAUAUGGAUAUUUAAAUAAAGCAUAGUGAGCAUUAUUAUAUUAUUAUUAUUAAUAUUAUUAUUAUGAUCAUUAUCAUUAUUGAAAUUCUUGAUAUUAUCUUUAUUAUUGUAUUGAGAGUGAAUCUGUUACUUAUGAUUUGGUCGAGUGUUAAUAUUGUAUUUUAUUUGUUUCGUUAUUAUUAUUUUUUUUGUUGUUUACGCCACGUGUCGUACAACACGUCCCGUACCUAUGAAUGAUGUGCACAAAUAAUGCAAGAUUUGCAUUACUCUUUUACACGAGAUCCAUUGCGGGAUACGUGCUAUCUCGAUGCUUAUCGAAAAUCGAUUCAGAGUCGUUCGUAGCCAAUGCCCGCGGUGUGGCGAAAUAAGAGACGGAAUGGAAACUGCAGAUAUUUACUAUUUAUUCGUCAGGUGCAAAGAAAUGCGUUCUCUCCAAGUUAAAUUAAGCUCAAGUAUUACGUUCGCGUAGCGUCACUCAAAUGUUAUUUCAUUCCAUGUAAUAUACGUAAAAUAGCCUAACUAAAAAUAUUUACUUAUUACAUCUACGUAACCUAGAGCACCGUACGUGUAAGAUCCGUAUAAUUAUAAAUAUAAUUUAAAUUGUAAUUAUUAAAUGGUAUGACGUACAGAAA